GAUAAGCUGGUAUCGAUUAUUCUGAUCUAAUGUAUAUCUCGAACAGUACAACCUUCGAACAGAAACAUAAUGACGGUAUCGAACGCAACCGCUUCCUCUGUCCAGCUCACGACUGCAGCGUCAUUCUCCUUAGAAAGAGAGCUGACCGGAAUCGUCGGCCAUGAGGCCCGGGAGUGGUUCAAGACCAUUGUAGAGGUUUGGAUCUGCUCCAUCCUCUCGGCGCUAGGUGUGGCCACGAAUGUAUUGGUCAUCGCCGUGUUCACCAGACAGCGCUUCAGAGACAACAUCUCCAUCUCGAUGACGACAAUAGCUGUUUGGGAUUUCCUCAAAUGCGUCAGCGGCGUACUAUGUCGGCUGUACUGGGCUAUGGGCUUGGAGGACCCCGUGUUAGGAGAGAUGUGGCUGGAGGUCUCGGCCAUCUUACUGAGCUACUUACAUAGCUUCAUGGGGUUCGUAUCAUGCGCUCUAGCGGCCUACGUGUCCAUGGAGCGCUGCUUGUGUGUAAGCAUGCCCUUUAAGGUCAAGGACAUAUUCACACGACGGUUGACUUUGAUCAUGAUGAUCACCAUUUCUAUACUGGUCAUGAGUUCAUUUAUGGUUAUAUUUCCUUUAUGGGAAAUCAAACAGGUCUUUGACCUCGAUCGUAAUGCAAGCACGACCAUUUUGGCAUUUAGCGAUUUCCAUAGUGAUUUUGGCGUGCCCGUACUGCGGUACUACAACAUUAUCAGCGUAUUGUGGCCGUUGCUAAGCUUUAUCGUUAUCGUUGUCAGCGCUGGAGUCAUUUUAUACAACUUGCAGAAAUCAUCAAAGUUCCGAGGCAAAAACGAAAACAUGCAGAAAGAUGGAAUGUCCAAGAGGGAUUUACAGGUCGUCAAAAUGCUCAUUGUCAUCAUCGCUGUCUAUAUCGUGAAUUUGUUCCCACGAAUUGCGCAGUAUUUCGCCAGAUUCUUCGAACCCCAAUUUUAUCUCCGCAUGCGAUAUCAUAACCUUUUCAUUGUGGUUAUUACUAUAGUUUUCAUUUUUGACUUUGUCAACGCGUCUACCAAUCUCUUUAUCUUCAUCUCCAUGAGUACAAACUUCAGAAACACUUUCGUAGAAAUGUUUGGUGGCUGGUGGAUUGUAAUAGACAUGAAAGCUUCUCUUCCAAAUUAAACAUUUAACUCUUUGAAGACGCGUAUUCUAGUCUUUCAACAACUCACGAAGAUGCACUGCUUAGGGCACUUAAAAAAGAAACCUAACUUCAUUAUAUUCAUACGGAAUUUUUUAUGAAUUCGAUUUUCUUUAUCUGAAACUUAGUAAGGCAGGCAAUAUGCAUACAACGUACUAUGAAAUGUACAAUUCCUGUUUCUGAUUUGAGUACGUAGCAUUUGAUCGGCUGUCAGUUGUGUACGCUAUGUCUUUAAAAGAGUACAGUCGCGUGCAUUUGUUCCGCGCAACUUACAUAUCGGCGCAACUGCGCGUGUAAGCCUACGCGUCCACCAAAAUAAGAUCACCUCCAGGUCAAGCUAAUGUACGACGUUUUUGCAGGGUGUAGAAGCGACUCAAAAAGAUCCGUGUCCACCGACGUCAGACCUAAACCUAUUUUUAGCCCAGUGUCUUAUUCCGUCUUGGUUAUGAUUACGAGAACAACAGACAGCACAGGC
Aplysia californica (California sea hare) is the source of this 1643-nucleotide messenger RNA. RefSeq lists its product as uncharacterized. The transcript has a single exon. The coding region runs from base 70 to 1152 and encodes 360 amino acids. Gene Ontology annotation, molecular function: G protein-coupled peptide receptor activity. Lineage: Eukaryota; Metazoa; Mollusca; Gastropoda; Aplysiida; Aplysiidae. Gene Ontology annotation, cellular component: plasma membrane. The record is from RefSeq and is a predicted model, not a curated record. Gene Ontology annotation, biological process: G protein-coupled receptor signaling pathway.